AUGAAAGAUGUUGUUUUUGGGAAGUUCUCUGCCCAGAUUCCCGAUCGGCAGGGCCAUUUCCCUGACAAAGCCGCUGGUCACGAAGUCGUUUUGAUUCUUCUCUCCGCUCGCUCCAAUCACCCCCUGGGUAUCUUUGGCCCGGGUUAUCAACAGGUUGGCGACUACAUGACCAAGAUGCAGAACCACCUCUCAAAGAAUGCUGAUAAGUUUGGAUACCUGGGCCACACUACCUGGAUCGAGGCAAAUGGACGGACCACGGCAAACGCCGUGAUGACCGCUACUUAUUUCCGGACUGUGGAGGAACUCCACAAAUUCGCGCAUAGCCCACUCCAUAAAAAGGUCUGGAGGUGGUGGAACAGCAUUGCAAAAACACAUCCUCAUCUCAGCAUCAACCAUGAGAUGUAUCAUGCACCCGAAGACUGUUGGGAAACCAUAUAUGCUAAUUGCCAUCCUGUUGGCAUGGCUGCGACUGAAACUAAGGUAAUGGUAACCGACGAUCCUGUUGAACCGGAGUAUCGGACAGAUGGCUCGGAAAACUCAAAAGAAAUUGGAUUUGAUCCAUAUGAAGCGCCGGUGACGCCUGCAUAA
Molecule: messenger RNA, 588 nt
Organism: Penicillium daleae
Lineage: Eukaryota; Fungi; Ascomycota; Eurotiomycetes; Eurotiales; Aspergillaceae
Gene: fmaE
Product: monooxygenase fmaE
Exons: 5
Coding region: 1-588 (195 amino acids)
Source: RefSeq, a predicted model, not a curated record